AUGGCUGAAGAGGCCCCCAAGCCAGUGGCUUGCACCUACUCAAGCUGCAAGCAGACGUUCUGGAAAAUGGGGGACAUGAUCACCCACAAGAUCACCCACAAACAUCACUUCUACUGCCUUCCAUGCGAUCUGGACUUCCAUUCUGAACAGGCUCUCUAUCUACAUACAACGACGAGCGACAGCCAUAUUACCUGUGCCCACUGUGGUCUUGAAUUCCGCAGCCAGGGCGGCCUGGACGUUCAUAUCAAAAGCAACCACGAACAGGUCAAGAAGGUUCCCUGCAACCACUGUGACGCCCCGUUCAAGUCAGCUUCUGCUGUCAUCAUGCACGUCGAAAGUGGCAAGUGCCCCGUCGUCAACGAGGAAGGACAGCGACGUGAUGAAGCCAAGGCCAAGGCUCCCGGUGGAAAGCACAUCCUGGACAUGGGCCGGCUCGCCUCCUCGCCUGAGCCACAGCCUGCCCAAUCCUCCGGCUCCAGCGAAGAUAAUGAGCGGGAAGGUGGCGUCAGACUUGACCAUGCUUCCAACCCAACCCACCAAGCUUCUUCGGCUGCUGUCGCCCAGCGCUCCGGACCUUCCUCCUCCUGUGAGCUUAGCACUGACAGCUCCCGUGAUUCCCCGCCCGAGGAGAUGCUGGUAGCGAGGCGUUCGCUUGACCUUGAACCUGGCGGCGUAUCUCUCUACCAGCCUAUUCCUGUCUAUGCCCCGGAUUCUUUUCGCGAUGGACUUGUCCGCCGCCCUGAUCCCAGCGAGUUCAGCGGCCCACUGCCUUUGAUGGAGCCUUUCGAAUUCGUGAUCCCCAGCCCUAUCACUGAAGGCGUUGUGCCUGUCAACCAGUCAGUUCCUGUGUAUGCCCCCGAUUCUACUCGCGAUGGACGUUUCCUUCCCGCUGAUCCCAAUGAGCAAAGUGGUCCGCUGCCCUUGAUCCCAUCUCUCGAGCAGCCCAGCUUCACAAUCCUUCAUCCUAAUACCCGAAGCAACCCGUUUCUUUCGACCUUGACCCCCAAUGUUGCAGGAUUGUCCCAGCAUGACAUGAAUAUCCCAGGCCCAAGCGUGACUUCCCACCGCAAGCUCCUGAACGUUGACCCACAGGAGUUCUGGAAUCCAGAGAAGGGCCGCUUCUUCUGCAACUGCGGCAUUUCCUUCCUGACACCCCGUGAAUUUCGCACUCAUAUCAUCGUCGAUGAUGACGGUACUAUCAAAGACUGCCCCCGAUGCUUCAAACGAUUCAACACACUCGCCGCCCUUGUUGCCCACGUCGAAGCGCCCCAGUCAAAGUGCGCCGCCUUCGCUGACGACGACGUUGAGGAUGAAAUUAACGAGAUUACCCGCGGAUUUGCUACCUUCAAGAGCCACCGCAAUGAACUCGAAAUGGGUGAGGAUCUGAUCAGCAUGGAUACCAGUAGCGAGAACUACAAGCCGACUACCGCUGCUCAAACCGAGGAGGACAAGAAGUUGGCUGCUGAGUUGUGGCGGUUGAAGUUUGAGUAG
Molecule: messenger RNA, 1491 nt
Organism: Penicillium arizonense
Lineage: Eukaryota; Fungi; Ascomycota; Eurotiomycetes; Eurotiales; Aspergillaceae
Product: putative C2H2 finger domain protein
Exons: 3
Coding region: 1-1491 (496 amino acids)
Biological process (GO): regulation of transcription by RNA polymerase II
Cellular component (GO): nucleus
Molecular function (GO): DNA-binding transcription factor activity, RNA polymerase II-specific; RNA polymerase II transcription regulatory region sequence-specific DNA binding
Source: RefSeq, a predicted model, not a curated record